Messenger RNA from Penicillium waksmanii, 351 nucleotides. RefSeq lists its product as uncharacterized. The record is from RefSeq and is a predicted model, not a curated record. The coding region runs from base 1 to 351 and encodes 116 amino acids. Lineage: Eukaryota; Fungi; Ascomycota; Eurotiomycetes; Eurotiales; Aspergillaceae. The transcript has a single exon.
AUGCCAUGGGAAGGAGCCCGAGACAUAGAUGGCCUUAAAUCCGACUUCCUCAGUUAUCUCGACCGUCUAUCUGUAAUCCGAGAAGCCAUAUUCUACGGGCACCGAAAUUACGAGGCAAGCUAUGUGGAGGGGCUUCUCGGUUGUUCGGUCCAGAACAUCGAAGCCGCUCAGAUGCAGAUCUCGGGGAGAAUAGCCAAUUCCAAUUACAUCAGUUGUAUGACGGGUGGUGGUCUUCUUAACGAGUGUAUCGUGGUUGACUAUGAAGGUGUGGAACAUUGCGUGAUCGCCGAGCUCAAUGCACGAAGAAAUGCCAUCUUGAAAGGGCAGCAUGGAACUCAGCGAAUGAAUUGA